Molecule: messenger RNA, 4123 nt
Organism: Gasterosteus aculeatus aculeatus (three-spined stickleback)
Lineage: Eukaryota; Metazoa; Chordata; Actinopteri; Perciformes; Gasterosteidae
Product: DENN domain-containing protein 2A
Biological process (GO): retrograde transport, endosome to Golgi
Cellular component (GO): actin cytoskeleton
Source: RefSeq, a predicted model, not a curated record
UGAGAAGGGCAGAGAGAAAGAGGAGGGCCGGCGUCAUUGAGAGACAGGAGCCCGAAUGACUGAGUGCAGCAUUCAGAGCCGUGAGGGGGGAACGAGCUGCACACAUUUGGAGGCUGGACCAGAGGACGGAUCGCUCUGACUUUGGGCCUGUUUCAAACUCGUGUCCUCGGAUCUGCACUCCGUGGGAUGCCGGCUGCUAGCACCAUGACCGGUGGGAGGGUCCUGCUGCUCUGUACAAACUCUGACAACUGUAUCUACCAAUCAGUCAACGGGCUCCAGUGCUGUGGCUUGAAGGUCGGGGAGGCUCCGCCGUCUGCGGUGCCCCAGCGCCAAGAGGUGUGCGGGUCGCCCAGGGACAGAGACAGGAGGGACCCGGCCGUGUCCACCAAGCGCCCCCUCGCCCCUCUGCUCAGCCGAAGCGGUAGCCCCGGUGAACCUGACGCCAUGCUGGCGCACAGGAGAGCCACCGGCGACCCGCGCACUCCCGCCAUGGAGAAUGGGCUAACCAACAACAACAAGGGCCCGGCGGCAGCGAAGGCCGCCAGCAUCCGUGAUAAGAUCUCCCAGUGGGAGGGCAAAAAGGAGACCGGCCCCCUGACUUCUACAGGGACAUGUCUACUGAGCACCACACAGAAGGAAGUGGAGACGGUGAGGAAAAAGGAUUUCAAAGCAACCGAGGUCCAGAGGACGGACAGCAAGAGGGUUGUCGGCUGGGACAGACAGGACUUGGGGAAGGAGAACGUGGGGAAGGUGGGGGAUUCGAGGCCCAAAUCGCCACAGGGCCCAACAAACAAGGACAGGGAAGAUAUCCUAGAGAGGGGUUCACAGCCUUCCAAGCCCACAGAACAGCCCCAAGACAAGAAAAGUGUUUUAACUCAUGUUAAGAAACUGGAGAAGGCGACGAAGGAGGUUCCUGCCAGACCGUCACUCGCAUUUCCAGGGAACUACUUCUGCCCUCCUUCGAGGGAGGAGCUGGAGGAAACGGAGAAGAGAGCCAAAGAGCCCAUUUUUGGGACUUUUGAUGUUGUUCGGCCAAGUGGGUCUCGGAGGAGGAGGGAGGGGGAUCCAGAGAACGUGUACAGUGAGCCAGGUGCUCCCCCGUCCAUAAACCCUCUACCGAAACCUCAGAGGACCUUCCAGCAUCACACCCCCCCGGCUAACCCAGCUUCCGGGCCUGGAUCGGGCAAGGGAAGGAGGAACUUGCCCCCUUUGCCCUCUAUUCCUCCUCCACCUUUACCCACGUGCCCCCCGCCUGGAGUUUGCAGGAGACCCUGGGCUGACAAACCCCGGGACAGUGGUAACAGGAAGUCCUAUGAAUUUGAGGAUCUGCUCCAGUCGUCUACAGAGAGCUGCAGGGUGGACUGGUACGCUCAGUCAAGACUUGGCCUCACACGCACUUUAUCAGAAGAGAAUGUCUACGAGGACAUAAUAGACCCUCCAUCCAAGGAGAACCCCUAUGAAGAUAUAGAGCUGGAGCGAAGCUUUUUAGGAAGCAAACAUGUGUCGCCUGCGUCCUCGUCUCCUGUCCCUGACCCGCCAACCAAGCUCGCCAACAGGCCCGGCUUCUUCAGACAAAAUUCCGAACGGCGAAGCUUCAAGCUCCCGGAGCUACGCAAGACCGGCAGGGACAUCGGCAUGGCCCCCCCCUCCAGAAUCAGCCCCCCCUCCACGCCCAGCAGCCCCGACGACACCCCCUGCCUCUCUGGAGACCCCUACAAUCGCAGGAGGAGGAAAGUGCCCAAGAUGGUGCUGAAAAUCAACGGCAUCUUCGAGGCCCGAAGAGGGAAGAAGCGAAUGAAGAGGGUGUCACAGUCCACAGAGUCCAGCUCGGGGAGAGUGACGGAUGAGAACAGCGAGUCUGAAAGUGACACAGAGGAGAAAUUACAAGCCCACAGCCAGCGGCUGGUGUCGGUCCAGUCCAUGCUGAGGCAGACGGGGCGGCACCGCGCUUUGGAGAGGGAUCUGAUGGAGUUGCAGGAGAGGAAACUCUUUGAGUAUUUCAUAGUUGUUGCGCUGCACAAAACCAAGGCUGGAGUCCCGUACCUGCCAGAAGUCACGCAGCAGUUCCCCCUCAAGCUUGAAAGAAGCUUUAAGUUCAUGCGGGAGGCUGAGGACCAGCUGAAGGUCAUCCCUCAGUUCUGUUUCCCUGAUGCCAAAGACUGGGCCCCCGUGGACACCUUCCCCAGCGAGACGUUCUCAUUCGUCCUGACCGGUGAGGAUGGGAGCAGGCGCUUUGGUUACUGUCGGCGAUUACUGCCCAGCGGUAAAGGCCGGAGGCUCCCCGAGGUUUACUGCAUCGUCAGUCGCCUGGGCUGCUUCGACCUCUUCUCCAAGAUCCUGGAUGAAGUGGAGAAGCGGAGGGCCAUCUCCCCUGCUCUGGUGCAGCCUUUCAUGAGAGGCAUAAUGGAAGCUCCCUUCCCUGCUCCGGGAAGGACCAUCACCGUCAAGAACUUCCUGCCCGGCUCUGGGACAGAGGUGAUCGAGUUGUGUCGGCCGUCGGACUCCCGUCUGGAACAUGUGGACUUUGAAUGUCUCUUCUCCUCCUUGAGUCUACGCCUCCUUCUCCGAGUGUUUGCCUCUCUGCUUCUGGAACGCAGGAUCAUCUUCACCGCCGACAAACUCAGCACGUUGUCUCAGUGUUGUCAUGCAGUGGUGGCCCUCCUCUACCCCUUCACCUGGCAGCACACGUACAUCCCCGUGCUGCCGCCCUCCAUGCUGGACAUCGUCUGCACCCCCACCCCCUUUAUAGUCGGCCUCCUCUCCAGCUCGCUGCCUCGACUCAAAGAGCUGCCCAUAGAAGAGGUCCUGGUGGUCGACCUCGGCAACAGCCGCUUCCUUAGACAGCUGGACGAUGAGGACUCCAUUCUCCCCCACAAGCUGCAGGCAGCUCUGGAGCAUGUGCUGGACAAGAGGAAGGAGCUGGCCAGCGAGAAGCCGGAGCUGCAAAAUGACUCCGGCUCCCUCAGCGCCGCGGUGUCAGAGGCCUUUGUGCGCUUCUUCGUGGAGAUGGUGGGUCACUAUUCCCUCUUCAUGGGCGGAGCGGACCGAGAGGACGACUCCAUCUCCUCCCCCACCUUGCCCGGCCCCUCUUCCUCCCCGUCGUCGUCCUUUCAGCGAGAAGCCUUCUGCAAAGCCGUCACGUCCAAGAGCUUGAAGAGGUUCCUGGAGGUGUUCAUGGAGACGCAGAUGUUCUCCAGCUUCAUCCAGGAGAGGGAGCUGCGCAGGCAGAGCCUCAGAGGUUUGUUCGAGGUGAGAGCACUAGAGUAUCUGGACUCGCUGCCGGGGAGCGAGCAACGAGGAGUUAACAAGUUCCUCAAGGGUCUCGGAAACAAGAUGAAAUUCCUCUCCAAGAAAUGACGUUUGGAGCCAGGAUGUCAUAUGUGAAAGCAGAAAAAGAGGCAUGUCGUAACAAAGAAGAAGAGGAAGAGGACACGCCCCCUGGGCCCGGAGAGGGUGGAGAUGAAGACGUGUCUCUGGGUCACAGCAAAGGCAGACCUCAGAAGUGAUCCGGGCUCAUGGAUGGUGAACAUCAGGGGUUUAGCUGCCAGCGUCUUUCUGCGGUGUUGGGAAGGCUUUUCUCAGCUUGGACCUGAAGUCCCCUCCAACCCGAUAAAGAGUAUCAGUGUCUCUCAGAUGACGCUGAAUCCCUGCAGUGUAUUACUGCACAGCAUUGCACAGUGUAAAUGUCUUUAGGAAAAGUGUUCUCCCUUUUUCAGACACUGACCUCACGUAUAUUACCUGUAAUUACGCUGAAGGUCCCAUUUUGUACAAUACAUUCCUAUACAUACAAGUAUUUUCUAUAGAAGCUUUAACAACUGUACAACUUCUUCAUCAACAGGAGGCUUUUAAGUUAAUUUAUAUUCUUUUUAGAUAAACCUAAUCUUUUUGUUCUCCUGUACUUUGUUACAGGCUUUAUUUAACAGAGUCUAGUCCAGACUGUUUGUACACCACUUGUUGUUGAGUAAAUGCGCCACUGUUUUAAGGGAAAGGAAUGAGCACCAAAAAAUAUCAACGUGAAUAUAUCUCUCACCUGGGUUUGAGUUUACGCUUUGGAUGGCCAACUUUUAAACUUGAUUGAGAAUGCAAUGAAACUUUUGAAAUAAAGAGGUUUAAACUUUUAAAA